Molecule: messenger RNA, 1930 nt
Organism: Beta vulgaris subsp. vulgaris (sugar beet)
Lineage: Eukaryota; Viridiplantae; Streptophyta; Magnoliopsida; Caryophyllales; Amaranthaceae
Exons: 14
Coding region: 227-1636 (469 amino acids)
Molecular function (GO): protein binding
Source: RefSeq, a predicted model, not a curated record
AAUCUACCAGAUGGCAACAAAGCUAAACGCCAGGAUAUCCCCUAAAAAAACACUAACAACUAACAAGAACGCCAGAAGAUAUGCAUUAGUGAUUACUGAUUACUGGUUAGUGCCCCAUAAGUUAAAGCAAUCCACCCAAUUUUUUUCCCAAAUCUUAAAACAACAAUUUUUCCCAGGAACAUAAGAAAUACCAAAGCAAAAUACAAAGCAAGAAAAAAAAAACUUUAUGGGUGAAAAAGGGGUAAAAUUUGACAAAUGGGGUUACCAAGUGAAGACCUUUUCUGAUAAGUGCAUUUCUGCCAUUAAUGACUUCUAUGACCAGGUGUUGAAUUAUGGGAGAAAGAGGUCAAUUAUAUUGGAAGCUCCAGUUCAUGAUGGAAGUUGUGUUUUAGCCAAUACUUUGGCUGCUUAUUUCUCCUCUUCUACUCAUCCUUCUGAAGCUCUUUCCUUUAUUCAAUCUGCUAAAUCCCACUAUGAUGAAUCAACUGAUUAUGAGAAAGCAAUUUUUGAUGCUGUCUCUUGUUUGAUCUCUGAAGACAGGGAUGAUGAUGAUGCUCUUCAAUUGCAUUUUAAGUUAUUAAGCGCUUUUCCAAGGGACCUGCUCUCCUUGAAGAGGGCUCAAAUACUUUGCUUCUAUAUGGGGCAGCCAAAUCCUUCUCUUGAUUUAGUUCAGCAGGUACUGCGUGAGAAUGAAGAAGAAGCUUACAUUCAUGGCAUGCUUUCUUUUCCUCUGCUGGAGCUUGGCCGCAUGGAGGAUGCUGAAAGAGCUGCAAGAAAGGCACUCGAGAUCAAUGAGCAUGAUGUUUGGGCACAACAUUGUCUGUGCCAUGUUCUUCAAUAUGAAUGUCGGUUCCCUGAAGCUGUACAGUUUAUGGAGGAAUGCUCACCUUCCUGGAGUUCUUGUUCUUCAUUCAUGUACACGCAUAAUUGGUGGCAUGUUGCUCUUUGUUACCUGGAAGGUCAUUCUCCUGUCGUAAAGGUCUUGGAUGUGUAUGAUCAUUGUAUCAUGAAGGAACUAGAUAAAGAUGAUGCUACUCGUCCAGAGGUUUAUUUAAAUGCAUUAGGAUUGCUGUUGAGAUUACAUAUACGAGGUGAAAUAAGUCUCUUUGAGGACCGUUUGAAGAAUUUAGCUGAACUUUUGACUGAUAAAGCACUUUGGUACUUGGAAUGGCAGCUUGAUUUGUUAAUGCUGUGGGCGUUAACAAGUAGAAACAAGCUUUCUGACGCGCAAGAAUUACUUGAAGGCUUGAAGUUGAGAGUGUCAAAAAUGAAUGAUAAGAAGCAAAAGCUGAUGCAAAGGGGAGUCUCUCUUGCAGAAGCAGUAUAUGAGUAUGGUAGGGGUAACGAUGAACAUGCCUUACAGCUUCUGGGUUUAGAUUUUAAUGCUUGUGAUUAUAAGGUGAUAGGGGCGUCUGAUGAGCAACUCGAUGUCUUUAAUGAAGUUUGGUAUAGCUUGUUACUGAAUACUGGCCAAGCUACCAAAGUGAUAGAGGUGAUCGAGAGACGAUUUGAGUCGAGGGAUGGCGUGCCCUUUUUAUGGCGUCUAUUGGAGAAAGGUUACUUGAUGAUGGGAAGGGAGGAAGCUGUAAGAGCAGCUGAUAAGGCAAACCAUCUCGAAAGUGCCUAUUUUCGAUAGUUAAAUGGUGAUUGUACUGCCAGCUGAUAAGGCAAAUAAGAGCGAACAAGCUAUGCAAAGAGAUCGAGUUGAACAAUCAAUGUUGUUGAAUCGAUGUUCACGCAUAAAACUUAGAGUUCUGUUGCUCACUCAUUGCUAGUUGUUUUUGCAUACACAGGAAUAUAUAUUUUUUUUGAAAGGAACACAGGAAUAUAUUAAGGCAAUGAGAAUUCGAAGAUGAAAGUUUGUACUGUGAUGAACACAAAUAUCAAUAAUACAUCGCUUACUAAAAUGAAUAGUUAGUAUUUGAUCCAA